Molecule: messenger RNA, 2439 nt
Organism: Hyaloscypha bicolor E
Lineage: Eukaryota; Fungi; Ascomycota; Leotiomycetes; Helotiales; Hyaloscyphaceae
Product: potassium channel-like protein
Exons: 5
Coding region: 17-1951 (644 amino acids)
Biological process (GO): stabilization of membrane potential; potassium ion transmembrane transport
Cellular component (GO): membrane
Molecular function (GO): potassium ion leak channel activity
Source: RefSeq, a predicted model, not a curated record
CUGAACACUAGCUAGAAUGAACGACCCCGGACUCGACGAGCCGAUAUCGAACGACGCACAAGAUGUGGAGAACCAAGCAAAGGAUGAGAAAGAAGAGAAAGAAGAGGAUGAGCAGGCGUUCCUGGAGCCUAGUCGAUGGUGGUUUGCCAGCACGGCGUUCCCACUCAUCGCAGGGACUUUCGGUCCCAUGGCCUCCGCGUUCAGCAUCUGCGCUUUAGUCGUACACUGGAGGGUAUACAUACCACCUGGCGCAGCAGAACAAAAUGGAGUUCCCAUACCGGAUCCAAAAUGGUUACUCGGCAUCAACGCAGCCCAAUUAGCCUUAGCUCUGAUAUCAAAUCUCUUCUUACUGUUGAAUAUGGCUAGAAGAGUAAGGUUCAUUAUCGCUCAGCCCAUCACCAUUGUAGGAUGGUAUCUUUCUUCGUUCGCUCUGAUCGGGCUAUGUGCUUGCACCAGCGGGCCUCUUGUCAUUCAGCCGACGUCAGACCAUGCCUUCACUCAAGCCUAUUACUACGCUAUCUUCUCAGCAGGGCUGUACUUCCUUGUCGCUACUUUAAUGCUUGUUACUGUCUAUGGAGCCCUCCGAGGCCAUUAUGACAAAGAGUUCCAGCUGACAAUGAGCCAACGGACAUUGAUGCUCCAGACUAUCAGCUUCCUGGUCUACCUUUUAGCUGGAGCAGCGGUUUUCUCCCACAUCGAAGGAUGGGCAUACUUAGAUACUGUCUAUUGGGCAGACUUCACCCUCCUAACCGUAGGAAUUGGUGAUUAUUCGCCAAGUACCCAUCUAGGAAGAGGCCUUCUCUUUCCCUUCGCCAUUGGCGGAAUCAUAAUUUUGGGUCUCGUAAUCGGCUCCAUCCGCUCCCUCGUCCUAGAGCGAGGCAAAUUAAAAAUGGGUGCCCGAAUGGUGGAAAAAGAGCGCCGCCGCCUGCUAAAGAAAAUGGAAAAGUCAGACAAAAGCGAUAUCCUCCGGCCCGUAACAUCCACCCAAGGCUCCAUGUCCAGAUCUUCGACGAAAACCUUGUCAGAUACUUUCAACGAGCGUGAACGCCGCCGGCAAGAAUUCGACUUCAUGCGUAAAAUCCAAGAAGAAGCACACACGAAACGUCGCUGGACUUCUUUGAUUAUCUCAGGCACGACAUGGUUUGUGCUCUGGUUUGCGGGUGCUGCAAUCUUUCAAGCAGCAGAGUAUGGACAGAAAUGGUCAUACUUCGGCUCUCUCUACUUCUCAUAUACCUCCCUCCUCACCAUCGGCUACGGAGACUUCUACCCACAGUCCAACUCCGGGAAGCCGUUCUUCGUGUUCUGGUCCCUGCUCGCUAUCCCCUCUCUCACGAUCUUGAUCUCGAAUAUGGGAGAUACGAUUGUGAAGGGGAUUCGAGAUGUAACGCUCUGGAUUGGAAACUUCACUGUGUUGCCAGGAGAGCAGGGUGUUAAAGCCACGCUGAAGGAAUCAGCUAAUAAGAUGACCAGAGGCAGAUUAUUCGAUGACGAGAUCUCGGAGCAACCGCCGGGAAUGCUUGGGGAAACGAACAGAAGGGGAGGAGACGAAACCGAGUCGGACGAUAAAGAGGGAGACCAUCAUCUCAGGAACGAUCCUGAAUCCGCGGCUCAACGGGUAGUUGGUGACCACGCGAAGUCCGAGACUGCUCGGGCGAAGAAGCAAGGUGAACAUGGAGACGAGAUUCCGAAGGGCAAGAGGCAUUACCACGUGGUAUUGAUCAAGGAGAUUGGCAAGGUGAUAAAACAUUUGAAUAGUAGUCCGCCGAGGAAGUAUACGUUUGAUGAGUGGGCGUGGUAUUUGAAAUUGAUUGGGGAGGACGAGAAUUCUGCGGAUACGCAUAGGGCCGCGUUGAGGAAGCCGAAACCUGAUGGUGAAGGACUAGGGGCCGCCCUGGCGGACCCGAAUAAGAAUGUCAAGUGGAGUGAGUGGUUUUCUUCUCCCCCUUUUUAAGCGAGCGCUGUCCGACAUUGGAUACUCACAAGAUUUCAAUGCCCUAUUUUGGCUGGAACAAGGAAGAUUGACUUCAUGUAGGUUGGGUAGGAAACCGAAGUCCCUUGAUGGGCAACAAAGAAGAGGCAGAAUGGGUCCUUGAGCGGCUGACUACAACCCUAAAUCGAGAGCUCGAGGCAAUGAGAAGAGAGGAACUGGAAAGGGAAGGAGGAGACGGAGGCGAAAAUUUGACAAAAGACAAACCUGGAGAGGGGGAUGGGCCCGGCACCGAUACCAUUCAAACCGCUACGAGUGAGAAGGAGAACAAUAAACCAUAAACCAAUUGGAAAUGGUUGUUUUGGCGUUUCUGGAAAAGAGCAUUGGGAACUAGCGGGCGUUGAUAUUAUACUACAUAAAAGCAUAAUCUGUAAUUUGUAUCCUUCGCCCACGAGUUGUGUGGUAUGCCAAUAGCAAUGAAUUUCGUCCUUGAGCUAUUCAAAGCUCCUCCU